AUGCCCAUACCGGAAUAUAAACCACCAAAGGAAAUUCAAGAUUUAUUAGACCAAAGACAAACACAACAACAAGGCAAUCAACAGAGACGCCGCACCGCUGUCUUGCCCAAACGAAGUUGGAUUCAACGUAAUCCACGUCUCUUUCAAAUUACGGCCUUGACCACAUCGCUGUUGAUAUUCUUCUCGAAACCCAUUUACGACAUUUUCAUUGCCGAUCCUUUGCCACUGCCACCGGCGGGAGAAACGCGUGUGCCACCCCACAAACGUUAG
Messenger RNA from Drosophila willistoni, 270 nucleotides. RefSeq lists its product as uncharacterized. The record is from RefSeq and is a predicted model, not a curated record. The transcript has a single exon. NCBI's taxonomy places the organism in Eukaryota, Metazoa, Arthropoda, Insecta, Diptera, Drosophilidae. Bases 1 to 270 code for a protein of 89 amino acids.